This is a messenger RNA of Haliotis rubra (blacklip abalone), 2744 nucleotides long. RefSeq lists its product as uncharacterized. The record is from RefSeq and is a predicted model, not a curated record. The transcript has 2 exons. Bases 140 to 1090 code for a protein of 316 amino acids. Lineage: Eukaryota; Metazoa; Mollusca; Gastropoda; Lepetellida; Haliotidae.
AUGACUGUGAAGACUACGUGCUACGUAAUUCUACCUUUCCUUGUCACCGCCAUCUUCAUCGGAUCGAUGCUUCUUCCAGAUUUUCUCCAUUCAUACCACAGAGUUGGAGCGAUCGAGAAGACCACAAAGUUCGGAUACAAUGGACACCAAUCCAACCAAUCCAGGAUACGUUACAUCAUCUACCUCUGUGACGACGGACAAAUCUUGUGGAGGAUGGGCAGACAGACAACGAGGCAUAGCAGCUGCAUAUCUUCUAGCAAUUGUAACAGGACGACGGUUUGGAAUCAACAUGACCUACCCAUCUGAUAUUAAGCUCUUCUACAUCCCGAAUAUUGUCGACUGGUAUAUCAGAGAAAGCAAACUUCAGGGUUUAAGUAAGGAAUAUCUCCGAUGGAUGGACAAUAGAAAGGGGCCUAAAGACGUUAAUGGUGACUUCAACGUCAAGCACCCAAGUGAUGUCAUAUUUUUAAGAACAAAUAUGGAUAUUAUCACACUGAUUCAAAAGAGUCCACAAUAUGGUCAUCUAUGUUCCAAAAUGUUUAGAAACCCCAACCGUGGCAAAGUGUUUCACAUAAUUUGGCAUCUUCUCAUGAAGCCUUCUCUUCAUUUCGAGGAGCGAAUCGAUCUGUUUAUGAAUAAAUUACCAAGAACAGAUGAAUUAGUCUGUGCCCAUGUAAGAAUGAGGAGAAAUCCAACCAUUCCAAACGAUGGAGCUCAGAUCAAUUCCUUAUCCACUGUCAAACAUUUAUGGACGUUUCUAUCUAAAUUCCAAAACGCACGUCGUGUUUUCAUUGCUAGUGACUCCAUGGAUGUACGGAAAAGUGCCAGGAAAUAUUUUGGCGCCAGAGAAAUUGACAUUGGGGGAUUUGUGCUUCAUGUUGACCGACAGGGAAAGAAACCCAAUGCAGUUUGGGGCUUUGAGAUGGCUCUGCUGGACCAGGCUGUUCUAAGUCGCUGUCAGGUUCUCGUUGUUUCAAAAAGCGGCUUCAGUGUCAGGGCCGCCAUGAUGUCACACCUGGAUCAAGAACUUUAUGAGUUCAUUAAUGGCACGGUUACUCCAUAUUUUCGACUGAAAUCAAAGGUGUUCUAGAAGGCAUUUUUUUUCGAUUACCUGCAGCUGAAGUUACAUUCCAAUCAUUCCAGUUGUUCUCUGAUAAACUGAAGAAUAUUCCCGAUGAAAUAAUUCCCAAGUACUUUCGCCGUCAGUUCACAAUUAAAAUAAUGUAAAAAUAAAUAAUGCCAAGACUCGACGUAAUUUUAAACAAAGUAAAUGUCAAUCUUGGAAAACCUUGUUAUCACAAUUAAUUCGCGUAGAAAUUCUCGCAUUUAUCAUCUUAAAGAUGGACACAAUAUGUUAACAGAUACACGUUUGGUGAAACUUUAAUUACUCAUUCCCCUUCAUUCAAUAAUAUUCCAAAGUUUCAGAAAUAUAUAAAUCAUCAAGAAAAGUUGAAAAUUAACUUUCAUUCAGCAAAUGGUGAAGACUAUAAUGAAGUAUUUUUACUGCAAGAGCUGAAUACUGUCUUAGACGAAGCUCAUGGUACGACAACAGGAACUGAUAAUAUCCAUUAUUUACUCCUAAAGCAUUUACCCAAUGCAUGUCUUGAAACACUUGUGAACAUGGUUUAUCAUAUUUGGAUAACAGGGCACAUUCAUCCUUCGUGGCGUCAUGCCAACGUUGUACCGGCCGGGAUCAUUCAGAUCCAUGAAUCUAUAAACCUAUUUCACUCACUAGCUGCGUUUGCAAAACCAUGGAGCACAUGGUCAAUAAUAGAUAAGUAUGGUUUCCAGAAACUAAUAAUCGUAUUACAAACAUUCAAUGUUGUUUUCGCAAAUAUAGAAGCACUAUUUGCAAUGUGGUUCGACUAUAAUCAUUCGUUACAAAUUCCAUUGUAAAUAACCAGUAUGCUGUAUCAAUCGUUUUUGGCCUGGAAAAAGAUUAUGAUUUAACAUGGAAACAUGUAUAUUUUAAGAUAUUUGGACGGCUUUGUUCUGAGAGGUUGUUAGCCUCAUUUGAUAUCACAGUUUUUAGAAGAGAGACGAUUUCAAGGUCGUGUUCGAUCAACCCUGUCUGACCAUUAUAAUCAGGAUCAGGAUCAAUAAUCUCUCAAAAGUAUUAAAUAACUCAAUUGAAGGGUCUUUGCUUGUGGAUCAUUUCAGUGUCUCAUGUCGUAGUAAAAAUAUGCACACCAUCGAGAGACAAAUACAGCUGUGUUUAAAUAAGAUUCAUAAAUAGUCAUUUGAGAAUGGUUUUUAAAUUUUUACAAAUGAAAACCAAAUGUACACAUCUCUGUUGAAAAUAUAAACCGUAUAAGGAUCCCGAACUGUUUCUAGAUAGCCCUCCAACUGACGUUAUAAAGGAAGCCGCCUUUUGUGAUUAAUUUUCGACAAUCAUUUCACCUUUUUACCACAUUUCAAUUAUCUGAAACCAACUGCCUUUUAUCCACCAUUUAAAGCCGUCUCCAAUAUCACGGUUUGGAGGGGUUCAAACAACACUCCGUCACUUGUACGGAUCACCUUUCCGAUCCAAAUUGAUUACGGCUUGGAGCGUGGAAGCUUGGGGUUCGCGCCUGAGUGGAGCCGCCUCGGGUGCAGAUCUUGGUGGUAGUAGCAAAUAUUCAAUAUAUAUCUCACAUACCCAGAGGCAAUGAAAACGCAGUUGCAUUUUCAAAGGUCAACUUUAUUAACAUUGGAAAAUUACAAAGGAUUUGAUAUGUAUGUUAGCAAAGUCCAAACACAGUAAA